Molecule: messenger RNA, 5339 nt
Organism: Bubalus bubalis (water buffalo)
Lineage: Eukaryota; Metazoa; Chordata; Mammalia; Artiodactyla; Bovidae
Gene: PLCL1
Product: phospholipase C like 1 (inactive)
Exons: 7
Coding region: 608-3862 (1084 amino acids)
Biological process (GO): lipid metabolic process; intracellular signal transduction
Molecular function (GO): phosphatidylinositol-4,5-bisphosphate phospholipase C activity
Source: RefSeq, a predicted model, not a curated record
GUCAAAACAAGUCUUCCCUCCCUGUCACAACAGAGCGGAGUGGAGGUCGCCGCCGCCGCCGCCGCACUUCCUGGGGCCGCUGCAUCGCGGUCCCCGGGCAGGUGGCGGGUGCGCCGGGCAGCGGUCGCCGGGCUCCAGCCCUUCUCAGGCCGCGCGCGUCCCGGCCUCUGCGGCCGCCCGGCCAGGCGCCCGGUGCCUUUUGUCUGGCGCAGAGCGGGCGUGUGCAUCACAUUUCGGACACCUCCCUCUCCUCGUCGUCUCUCCUCCCUCCUGCUCACAUCUUCUCCGCCGUCCUACCCCCGCCGGACUGCCGGCCUCCUGGACCAAAGCCCGCGGACGUCUCUACUCGAGCGAUGCCUCCUCUCCAGAAAGUUACCGCUGCCGCCGCCGCCGCCGCCGCAACCGGGCGGUGAAACAAAGUCUGGCCGGGCCGCCUCCCGGUGCAGGAGCGCACCCGUGCCCAGCGGCUGCACUUCGCUGCCGGGCGUGCCGCCUCCCCGCGGGGAGCCCGAACCGCGCUCUGCCAUGGCUGAGGGCGCAGCCAGCAGGGAGGGUUCAGCGCCGCCUGACGCGGCCGGGAGCGAAGACGACCCCCGAGUGGGCCCGGAUGUCACCUCCGGGGACUGUGUGGCGGCGGCCCCUGGGGGCCGGUGGAGGGACCGUCGCAGUGGGGUCGCCCUGCCCGGAGCUGCGGGGCCCCCGGCGGACAGUGAGGCCGCCCUCCUGGAGGCUGCUCGGGCGACCCCUCGGCGCAGCAGCAUCAUCAAGGCGGAUUCUUUACCAGCUGAGCUACCAGGGAAGUCCUAAAAAUAAGGAUCCUGCAAACCAAAAAUGUGGUGGAAGAAAGAAAACCGUGUCUUUCAGCAGCAUGCCGUCGGAAAAGAAAAUCAGCAGCGCAAGCGACUGCAUCACUUUCAUGCAGGCUGGCUGUGAACUGAAGAAAGUGCGGCCGAAUUCGCGCAUUUACAACAGGUUCUUCACUCUGGACACAGACCUGCAGGCUCUUCGCUGGGAACCUUCCAAGAAAGACCUCGAGAAAGCUAAGCUUGAUAUUUCUGCCAUAAAAGAGAUCCGACUGGGGAAAAACACGGAAACAUUUAGAAACAAUGGCCUUGCUGACCAGAUUUGUGAGGAUUGUGCCUUUUCCAUACUCCACGGGGAAAACUACGAGUCUCUGGACUUAGUGGCCAAUUCAGCGGACGUAGCAAACAUCUGGGUGUCAGGAUUGCGGUAUCUGGUUUCUCGAAGUAAGCAACCCCUCGAUUUUAUGGAGGGCAACCAGAACACACCAAGGUUCAUGUGGUUGAAGACAGUGUUUGAAGCAGCAGAUAUCGAUGGGAAUGGGAUUAUGUUGGAAGACACCUCUGUAGAGUUAAUAAAACAACUCAACCCUACCCUGAAGGAGUCCAAGAUUAGGCUAAAAUUUAAAGAAAUCCAGAAGAGCAAAGAAAAACUGACAACUCGAGUGACGGAAGAGGAGUUUUGCGAAGCUUUUUGUGAACUUUGCACCAGGCCGGAAGUGUAUUUCUUACUUGUGCAGAUAUCAAAAAACAAAGAAUAUUUGGAUGCCAAUGAUCUUAUGCUUUUUUUGGAAGCUGAGCAAGGAGUCACCCAUAUCACUGAGGACAUGUGCUUAGACAUUAUUCGGAGAUAUGAACUUUCCGAAGAAGGACGUCAGAAAGGGUUUCUUGCAAUUGAUGGCUUUACCCAGUAUUUGUUGUCACCAGAAUGUAACAUUUUUGAUCCUGAACAAAAUAAGGUUGUCCAAGACAUGACCCAGCCUUUAUCUCACUAUUACAUCAAUGCCUCUCACAACACCUAUCUCAUUGAAGACCAGUUCAGAGGACCAGCUGAUAUUAAUGGGUAUGUCAGAGCUUUGAAAAUGGGCUGUCGCAGCAUUGAACUUGAUGUAAAUGAUGGCUCAGACAACGAACCGAUCCUUUGUAAUCGAAACAACAUGACAACACACCUUUCCUUUCGAAGUGUCAUAGAGGUGAUAAAUAAAUUUGCCUUUGUGGCUUCUGAAUACCCACUCAUUCUUUGUUUGGGGAAUCACUGCUCCCUACCACAGCAGAAGGUAAUGGUCCAACAGAUGAAAAAGGUCUUUGGCAGUAAACUCUAUACUGAAGCACCUUUGCUGUCAGAAUCCUACCUCCCAUCACCAGAAAAAUUAAAAAGAAUGAUCAUUGUGAAAGGAAAGAAAUUGCCUUCUGAUACAGAUAUUUUAGAAGGAGAAGUUACAGAUGAAGAUGAAGAAGCCGAAAUGUCUCGAAGGAUGUCAGUAGAUUACAAUGGUGAGCAGAAACAGAUCUUGCUGUGUAGGGAGCUCUCUGACUUGGUAUCUAUCUGUAAAUCUGUUCAGUACAGGGAUUUUGAAUUAUCUAUGAAAAGCCAAAACUAUUGGGAAAUUUGUUCAUUUAGUGAAACAGAGGCCAGCCGAAUUGCAAAUGAAUACCCAGAGGAUUUUGUAAAUUAUAAUAAGAAGUUCUUAUCACGAAUCUAUCCAAGCGCCAUGAGAAUUGAUUCCAGUAACCUGAAUCCACAGGACUUUUGGAAUUGUGGCUGUCAGAUUGUGGCAAUGAAUUUUCAGACUCCAGGUCCAAUGAUGGACCUCCACACAGGCUGGUUUCUUCAGAAUGGAGGCUGUGGUUAUGUUCUAAGGCCGUCUAUCAUGCGAGAUGAAGUUUCUUACUUCAGUGCAAACACAAAGGGCAUUGUACCUGGGGUGUCUCCUCUAGUGCUUCAUAUUAAGAUUAUCAGUGGUCAGAACUUCCCAAAGCCCAAGGGAGCUUGUGCCAAAGGGGAUGUCAUAGAUCCCUAUGUGUGUAUAGAGAUACAUGGAAUUCCAGCGGACUGUUCAGAACAAAGAACUAAAACUGUACAACAAAACAGUGAUAAUCCUAUUUUUGAUGAGACAUUUGAGUUUCAAGUGAACCUGCCUGAACUGGCCAUGAUCCGUUUUGUGGUUCUUGAUGAUGACUACAUUGGGGAUGAGUUUAUAGGGCAAUAUACAAUACCGUUUGAAUGCUUGCAGCCUGGAUAUCGGCAUGUUCCCCUCCGUUCCUUUGUGGGUGACAUCAUGGAGCAUGUAACUCUUUUUGUCCACAUAGCAAUAACUAAUAGAAGUGGAGGAGGAAAGCCACAGAAGCGCAGCCUUUCAGUGAGAAUGGGGAAGAAAGUUCGGGAGUGUACCAUGCUCAGGAAUAUUGGUCUUAAAAACAUAGAUGACAUCUUUAAGAUAGCUGUUCAUCCCUUACGAGAAGCCAUAGAUAUGAGAGAAAAUAUGCAGAAUGCCAUAGUGUCUGUUAAGGAAUUGUGUGGACUUCCUCCAAUUGCCAGUCUGAAGCAGUGCCUGUUGACCCUGUCUUCUCGGCUCAUCACCAGUGACAAUACUCCCUCCGUCUCUCUUGUGAUGAAAGACAACUUUCCUUAUCUAGAGCCUCUGGGGGCAAUUCCAGAUAUGCAGAAAAAGAUGCUAGCUGCUUAUGAUCUGAUGAUCCAAGAGAGCCGAUUUCUCAUAGAAAUGGCAGACACAGUCCAGGAAAAGAUUGUGCAGUGUCAAAAAGCAGGCAUGGAGUUCCAUGAGGAGCUUCAUAAUCUGGGGGCAAAAGAAGGCUUGAAAGGGAGAAAACUCAACAAAGCAACUGAGAGCUUUGCUUGGAACAUUACAGUAUUGAAGGGCCAGGGAGACCUGUUGAAGAACGCCAAGAAUGAAGCCAUAGAAAACAUGAAGCAGAUCCAGCUGGCGUGCUCGUCUUGCGGCCUCAGUAAAGCUCCCAGCAGUGGUGCUGAGGUCAAGAGUAAGCGCAGCCUGGAGGCCAUAGAGGAGAAGGAGAGCUGUGAGGACAAUGGGAGGCUGUGACCCCGAGCCGCAGCAAUGCCUUCACCUAGCCUGCCUGCCAAGGACUCUGGUUUUCCCUUCUGAUUUGCUUUCUUUAAUAAGAUUUUUAGAAGUUCACAAGAAGAUGCCCUCUAUGGGAUAUUGGACAUAAACAGAUAUUUUCACAGCGUCAGUAUUUUAAUGUAGUUAAUUUAUCUAAGUUAAAACCUCUAGUAGCAGUGUUUUAAAAUUCUGAGAUAUGUGUACACACUCAUGUAUGGAUGUGGGUGGAAGUGUGUGUAUGUGUGUGUGUGUGAGAGAGUGAGAGACAGAGAUAGAGAGGUAGAGAGCAAAAAAGAAUGAUUGAGAGAGAUAGGUGGGAAGGGGAGAGAGAGGUUGAGAUUCUGUUAAAAUCUAUUCUGUGUUGCAUUAUUCAUUUGGUAAGUUAUUACUUAUCAUUUUGGGACAAAUUUGUUAAUCUGAAAUUCUAAAGAGCACUUACUAUAACCUGUUGCUGUGCUUAAUUUUAUUUCUCUACCUUUGUCAUUUAAUUUAGAGAUCUUAACAUAGCUUAUUGUGGAAGGAAGCCAAAGUUACCAAUGCAUAGAUAUUUUAAUAGAUUAAAUAUAGAUUAGACACAUUCCUAAGAAUCACAGUAGAAAUAAAAGUGAAUGAAAGCUAAACAGUUGAUCAGAAUUUCUGGAGGAUCAGUUAGUGAGCUCUUUAAAAUAUUUAUUAAAUAAAAGCAAUUUUUAGAAAGCUUUUUGUAGUUUACUAAACAGAUGUGAUUUCAUUGGGAAAGCUGAUCAUAAGUGAAUUUAUACCCACCCACUCUGAAACACAGUGAAAACUCUGUUGAGAUUAGAAUUUUGAUGUGACAACAAUAUUCAGUUAUGAAAUUUCAAGGUUGAGAUUUGUAAGAAUGUCUCAUUCUUCCAAACUGGGGAUCUAGAGUUCAUUUUCUCUAACAAACAUGGGCAGAGAGGAGGUCUUGGCUUUCAUUGCAUUUAAUUUAUAGUACUAAAUUUAAAGACAUCAUCCAAACAAUAUCAUAUCAUCAUCUUGAGAUGAUAUAAAUUCUGUGCAUCAGAUAACAUUAUGAUGAUUUAAGGACUAACUGAUUACAAAAAUCUAUUAUAUAAUUUUAACACAUGCAGAAAAACAAACACGCCAAAAAAGCAAAUGACUAAUUCGGGUACAUUUAUAAUUGCAUCCAGAUAAUUUUUAUCCUAAUAUCUUCAUAAAGUACUUGAGUAUAAUAUGUUUGUUACCUCCAACAGAACUAAAUGUUCUAUGGUUAUGAAAAUUUAUUUAUUUAAAACAUUGCUUUUAUUUUGAAAAGCUUCUUAAUUAAUUUGGUUAACAAAUAUGCUAAUUUGGGGGAAGCUAGGGAAGAUCAUUGUUGAAAUUUUGCAAAUAUAAACAUCUUCUAUGGCUACUGUGUUAAGUUAUUUCUGACUUCUUAACACUAUUAUGUUUAUGUUGCACAUUACUGAGACAGUAAAGAUAUAAAACAACA